AUGAAACAGAAAACAGUGUUGCGGGUCAGUUUCAACUGCCAAAAAUGCAGAACAGCCGUACUAAAAACGGUUGCUAAGCUUCAAGGAAUAGAUUCUAUAGCUGUGGAUGCUGAGAAGUGGACAUUAACAGUGGUGGGUGAUGUUGAUCCUGUGAGAUUAGUGGAACAAAUAAGGAAGAUAGGGAAGGGAGCAGAGAUCAUGAGUGUUGGACCCCCAAAACCUAAACCAGCAGAGCCUAAAGAAGUUCACAAUCCCCUCCCUACAUGUUGCAAAGAAUGCCAGCUUGUGGCUGUUAACUACUUGCCCUAUGAGGGUGGAUACUGCUCCAUCCUUUAA
This is a messenger RNA of Ilex paraguariensis (yerba mate), 336 nucleotides long. The record is from the annotation of a GenBank genome assembly. NCBI's taxonomy places the organism in Eukaryota, Viridiplantae, Streptophyta, Magnoliopsida, Aquifoliales, Aquifoliaceae.